This is a messenger RNA of Toxoplasma gondii ME49, 728 nucleotides long. It is a transcript of the gene RPP1, whose product is annotated as ribosomal protein RPP1. Gene Ontology annotation, biological process: cytoplasmic translation; translational elongation. The record is from RefSeq and is a predicted model, not a curated record. Gene Ontology annotation, molecular function: ribonucleoprotein complex binding; protein kinase activator activity; structural constituent of ribosome. NCBI's taxonomy places the organism in Eukaryota, Apicomplexa, Conoidasida, Eucoccidiorida, Sarcocystidae. The coding region runs from base 16 to 555 and encodes 179 amino acids. Gene Ontology annotation, cellular component: ribosome; cytosolic large ribosomal subunit. The transcript is spliced from 2 exons.
GUAGGUUCUCUGUUGAUGGGCAGUGUCCCCGUCCGCGUUCCCGCGUUUUUCCCGCCCUUCGCGAACGUCUGCGAAUCAUUACUCGUUCGUCCUCGUCGUUCUUCUCGUGGCUGCUGCAGUUUUUCCUCGCUGCGUUCGAGAGUCGUCAAUUACUCGUUUCGUGCUCCACCCUCUUUGUUGGCUCCUCCCCACAGCACAAUGGCAGCCGUCGCGACUUCCGCUCUUCCCGAGGCUCAGAAGCAAGAGCUUCUCUGCACCUAUGCAGCUCUCAUUCUCAGCGAUGACAAGAUGGAUGUGACCGCAGAAAACAUCCAGAAGCUUGUCGUGGCGUCGGGCAACACUGUCGAGCCGUACAUGCCUACGCUGUUCGCCAGAGCCCUGCAGGGCCAGAACAUCGCGGACCUGAUCAGCAAUGCCGGUGCGUGCGCCGCUGCUGCUCCCGCUGCUGCUGCUCCCGUUGCUGGCGGCGAUGCCGGCGCUGCCCCCGCAAAGGAAGAGAAGAAGGAAGAGCCUGAGGAGGAAGAAGACGACAUGGGUUUCUCUCUCUUCGACUAGAGAUCCUCGUGAAAAUCUGUUAAAAGAGACACUGACGUGUUGCUCUUGUGCCUUAUGGCACGAUCUCGUUUUUGCUGUGGCUGCGCUCUGCGUCUUGCGAUUCAUGUCUAGUGAAGAAAACGCGAGAGAACAGAGAGAGGUAUUUCCUGCCUUUUAAGGAAACUGAGGACACA